AUGCUUCUCGCCAAAGGCGCAAGUAUAGAAUGUCUUGACCAGUCCGAUGAAUCUCCACUUCUUUGGGCGCUGAGGGCUUGUACCUCCGGGCUCCGUGAAAGGGUAACACGAAGCCAUGGCGCAGUGAUUACGAACGGGACUGGAGAUACAAACGCCGUGGCUCUCUUGAAAGCAGGAUGCGAUCCAAACGCGAAAGACAGGUACCGAUGCACACCUCUGAUGAGCGCCACGGUACAUGGAAAGGUCAGGGUGAUAGCAGCGUUACUCGAAUCGCUGAGGAUCGAUCAAGAUGCACUGGACGACUGUGGAAGAAGUGCGUUCUCGGAAGAUCAGAGAGCGAAGUAUUUUCAUGACAUUCUGGGGAUACUGUCGCAGUGCUCCGACAAGAUCUCUAGUCUUCCCGAAUCUAUCCUCCGUAUGGAUGGCUACCAAGGAGGAAUGGCUUGCGAUGUCUGGCAGAUCUAUAUAGACGGUGAUGGGGCAUAUUAUCGUUGUUCGACAUGCAACAAUUAUCAGUUUGCCAUUUGCGAUGACUGCAAGGCGCGAGGAAUCAUGUGUCUGAACGGGUCGCAUGAAAUGCGUCAAUUUGAACAGGACCGGUUUGGUCUGACAACAUGUAUUGUCCUUGCCGUGGAUUUUUAA
Molecule: messenger RNA, 642 nt
Organism: Aspergillus vadensis CBS 113365
Lineage: Eukaryota; Fungi; Ascomycota; Eurotiomycetes; Eurotiales; Aspergillaceae
Product: ankyrin repeat domain-containing protein
Exons: 3
Coding region: 1-642 (213 amino acids)
Source: RefSeq, a predicted model, not a curated record